AUGGCCCAAGCAGAUCCUGCCAUCAUUGCAAGAGCGUUUACCGAUCUUGGAGCUCAGAUUCCUCUAAUCUCCAACCAUCCGACGGUUCAAACGCUAGAUCAAGUCCAAAAUUUCCAGGAAGUCCGAGGACAGUUCCGUCGACACGAUGAGCAGUUUACUCAGUUACAAAGGACUUUGGACGGAAUGGAACGGGGUUUGGACGAAAUGAGACGGGAGUUCCGCCUCAGUCUUGAUCAAAUAUCCAGAGAUCAAACAUUACUUCCAUUACGUCUAUACAACGCAUCUUGUGGAAACAUAGCACAUCUCCGCUACCCAGUUGGAGUGCAAGCUCAAGCGAUCACUCGGGACAACUUACUAACAUUCACAGUGCUCGAAUGCCAGCAGCUUGCAGUUGCGCUUGGGCUUCCAGCCCUACUUCCGAAUGUUACAGUUAUGGAUCGUCGUAAACAAAUUGCGUCGUAUCUCGGUGUCUCUAUUUGA
Molecule: messenger RNA, 480 nt
Organism: Morchella importuna
Lineage: Eukaryota; Fungi; Ascomycota; Pezizomycetes; Pezizales; Morchellaceae
Exons: 3
Coding region: 1-480 (159 amino acids)
Source: RefSeq, a predicted model, not a curated record